UUUUAGGGCCAGGUACACGCAUUCAGUUACCUCCCAUCCCUGAUCCUGGAGCAUUACAAUCGGGAAUCGGAGUUAAAGUGACUGUGCAGAUUGUUAAGAACAUAUAGAACAUAUAAAAAUUUAUUUAUUGCUUCAAAUUAAGUGUGCAGGCUGGUCCAGACGCGCACAAAACCAAUUAAUAUACCACGAUCAAGAAGUUAGCCAUAAAUUUUUGGAAGACAAAGAAACUUGGAAGAAACUAGUAACAGUAAAAGGGUGACAUUUUCUGACAGACAAUAAAAAAUGACUGAUUUGAAGUUAACUGUGGCACUAACCAGCGUCAAUGCCGAGAAUAUGUCCCGGCACGAUAUGCUCCAGUGGGUGAACAACAUGGUCCAAGGACACUUCAAGAAGAUCGAGGAGCUGUGCUCGGGUGCUGCCUACUGCCAGAUGAUGGAGAUGAUCUUUCCAAACUGCAUUAACCUGAAGCGUGUCAAGAUGACCGCCAAACUGGAGCACGAGUAUCUACACAAUCUUAGGCUCUUCCAGGAAGCCUUCAAUCGCUUGAAACUGGACAAAACGGUGCCAAUCGAUCGACUGAUCAAGGGACGCUUCCAGGACAACUUUGAGUUCCUGCAGUGGUUCAAGAAAUUCUUCGACUCGCAGGCACCGGGCUUGGAAAACAUUAAGUCGCUGGCCAAUGCGCCAGUGGUCAAACCCAUCAAGCCGCGCCAAUUCGCCAAGGAGCGAUCCCCAGUCAACGCCAAUGAUGACGCCCUCAAAGAUCUGAUUGAUGAAAUGAAGACCCUUAGCCUGAAGAGGGAGGAUAUCAUGGAGGCCAGCAAUCAAAUCUACAACAAACUGCGCCUGGUCGAGGAUCUGGUGAACGACAUGAUCAACAACAACCAGCAAGUUGAGUUGUGUAAACGCAUUCAAACGGUGCUCUACAAAACGAUAGAUGGUGUGAUCAACGAAGAACCCAUUGAAGUUAAUGAGGAUAAUGGAGAUGAAGACUGUGGAACUGCGGAUACCAACGACGGAUUAUAUUAAGCUAUUCUACACGUCUCGUUUUCUAUAAUUAUUUUAUUAUUUAUAAACAAAGCAUUAUCAAAUCA
Drosophila erecta is the source of this 1094-nucleotide messenger RNA. RefSeq names its product microtubule-associated protein RP/EB family member 1. NCBI's taxonomy places the organism in Eukaryota, Metazoa, Arthropoda, Insecta, Diptera, Drosophilidae. The transcript has 2 exons. Gene Ontology annotation, cellular component: microtubule plus-end; spindle midzone; cytoplasmic microtubule. Gene Ontology annotation, molecular function: microtubule plus-end binding. The coding region runs from base 283 to 1029 and encodes 248 amino acids. Gene Ontology annotation, biological process: spindle assembly; regulation of microtubule polymerization or depolymerization; protein localization to microtubule plus-end. The record is from RefSeq and is a predicted model, not a curated record.